UGGGCUCGGGCCACCGCCUCCGCCCGGCCGCCCGCCCGGACUGUCGCGGCCAGUCGUGGCGACGGCGGCGGCAGCAACAGCAAAGUUUCCCCGGUGGCGGCCCGGGGGCGCAUCCUCCCGCAACUGUCAAGCGCUGGCGGCGGAAAUGAUGAGGCGCUGGCCAUUUUCCGAGCCCGGGUUUCCUGCCUGAGCUCCGCUCGAGCGAGCCGCGAGCCAGGAGCCGGCGCGCGGGAGAGAACGCGCCCGCGGCGGGGGCCCGCCCGCCCCCUCGGGAUCUCGGGGGGCCGGGGGCGCGCGACGCCAUGGGCCGGCCGGGCCCGGACCCUCUCUCUCUCAGCGUGGCCGCCCCCCCUCGGUCUCCGCCAUGAACGGGCCCACCCUGCAGCCCUGCUCGGCCUCCUCCGCAUCGUCCCCUUCCUCGUCGGCCGCGGCAGCGUCGUCGUCGUCCCCGCGGGGCUGGAGCGAGUUCUGCGAGCGGCACGCGGUGGCCACGGCCCGGGAGCUGGCCCGGCAGUACUGGCUCUUCGCCCGGGAGCACCCGCACCACGCGCCGCUGCGCGCUGAGCUCGUGUCGCUGCAGUUCACCGACCUCUUCCAGCGCUACUUCUGCCGCGAGGUGCGCGACGGCCGCGCGCCCGGGCCGCCGGGGUCCAGGGCCGCGCCGCCCGCGCGCGACUACCGGGACACGAGCCGCGGGCCCCCCGCCAAGGCCGAGGCGCCCCUGGCCGAGCCGGGCCCGGGUCCUGCGGCCCCCGCGCUGCCCAAGGCCCGCAGCUCCGAGGAGCUGGCCCCGCCGCCACCGUCCGCCGCCUGCACCUUCCAGCACCUGCGCCACAGCCUCCGCCACAUCCUGCGCCGCGGCUCGGCCGGGGAGCUGCCCGCCACCGGGGCCGCGGGGGAGGCGGGCGAGGGUCCGGCCCGGUCCGGCCUGGCCAGGAAGCUCCUGCCCUGGGGCCUGGCCCGCGAGCCGCCGCCCGAGGCCCUCAAGGAGGCAGCGCUGCGCUACAGCCUGGCAGACGAGGCGUCCAUGGACAGCGGGGCGCGCUGGCAGCGGGGGCGGCUGGCGCUGCGGCGCGCCCGGGGCCCCGACGGCGGGGCGGACCGCGUGCUCGAGCUCUUCGACCCGCCCAAGAGUUCAAAGCCCAAGCUACAGGCAACCUGCUCUAAUAUCCAGGAGGUCCGGCGAUGCACACGUCUCGAGAUGCCUGACAACCUCUACACCUUUGUCCUGAAGGUGAAGGACCGGACGGACAUCAUCUUUGAGGUGGGGGAUGAGCAGCAGCUGAACUCCUGGAUGGCUGAGCUCUGGGAGUGCACAGGCCACGGCAGGCUGGAGAGCACAGACCCAGAGACGCAUAUUCCCUCGGCCCUAGAGCCUGGCACGUCCAACUCUCCGGGGGGAAGCACAGAUUCCCUGAACCAAGGUGCUUCUCCUGGGGGGUUGCUGGACCCAACCUGUCAGAAAACAGAUCAUUUCCUGUCCUGCUACCCCUGGUUCCAUGGCCCUAUCUCCCGAGUGAAGGCAGCUCAGCUGGUUCAGCUCCAGGGUCCUGACGCUCAUGGAGUGUUCCUGGUGCGGCAGAGUGAGACACGGCGUGGGGAGUAUGUGCUCACAUUCAACUUCCAAGGCAUAGCCAAGCACCUGCGCCUGUCGCUGACCGAGCGGGGCCAGUGCCGAGUGCAGCACCUCCACUUCCCCUCCGUCGUGGACAUGCUACACCACUUCCAGCGUUCGCCCAUCCCACUUGAGUGCGGUGCUGCCUGUGACGUCCGCCUGUCCAGCUACGUGGUAGUCGUCUCCCAGCCACCAGGUUCCUCCAACACUGUCCUGUUCCCUUUCUCCCUCACUCACUGGGAUUCGGAGCUGGGCCUUCCCCACCUUAAUUCUUCUGGCUGUCCACGGGGGCUGGGCCCAGACGGUCUCCCGGGCCGAUCCUCUCCCCCAGAGCAGAUAUUCCACCUGGUGCCUUCGCCCGAGGAACUGGCCAACAGCCUGCGGCACCUGGAGCCUGAACCCACCAGUCGAGCCCGGGACUCAGACUACGAAAUGGACUCCUCCUCCCGGAGCCAUCUACGGGCCAUAGACAAUCAGUACACACCUCUCUGACAGGCGGUGAGGAACCCUGGGCCUCACACGUGCCCUCGAGGAGCACAAGCAAGCAGAGAUGUGAACUUGUGAAUGUAACCUUCUUUCCUUCCUUCCAGAGAGAGAUGUAAGGGACACUGUUAACUGCUCAUUCCAUUUUGGAUGUGACCCUUCUAUUAGGCCUGUUGAAGGGCCUCCUGUAAGUUUUAUCCAUCCAUCACUUGGCUUUCUCCGUAUUGUUUACAGAUGUAGUUCUUGUUCGCAGAUGCCGCUAGCUCCUACCCUCAGUCCCCCUCCCUCUGACGGGGGGUAGUGGGGUGAGGGCCAGAGCAGGUGGCCAAAACUUGGUUCUCUUUCUCACUGACACUGUCACUGCUGAUGACAGACU
Molecule: messenger RNA, 2474 nt
Organism: Hyaena hyaena (striped hyena)
Lineage: Eukaryota; Metazoa; Chordata; Mammalia; Carnivora; Hyaenidae
Gene: SH2B3
Product: SH2B adaptor protein 3
Exons: 8
Coding region: 365-2107 (580 amino acids)
Biological process (GO): intracellular signal transduction
Cellular component (GO): plasma membrane
Molecular function (GO): transmembrane receptor protein tyrosine kinase adaptor activity
Source: RefSeq, a predicted model, not a curated record